AUGAUUAGCCUUGCUUUUAAAACGUCGGCUGGCCUGUUGAAGCGCUGCGCAUGGCACAUUACGCGUCGGCAGCUCGCCGACGUUGCCGAUCUCGCGUCGCUCGAGCGCGUACGGCUUCGCGACAAGACGGCUCACACCCUCUGUCGCAAGUCCGUAGAUCUGCAUUAUACUGGGCAGCAGUACUCAGUAUUGCUCGACGGUAGACUGCUGGAAUCUCCUCUGGGCAAUGUGCUGGGCACCCCGUCCAGAUCGGUGGCUGAGCGCGUGGUUGCCGAGUGGCGGGAGCGGCUCGGGCAGCUGACACGCUUCGAGACAUUGCCGAUGACGAUGCUGCUCGCAGAGACGGUCGAUAUGAGGCCCGACAAGCGCGCAUCGGUCGUUUCCACGCUUGUCGAUGCCCUCGACUUCGACACCGCACUGAGGUUCCACCCGCAGCCUGAGGUCCCGUUAGAGAUGCUCGCAGGCAUCGAAGAGCUAGACAGCGCCUGCAUGGAUCGCAUCGCACCGCUUGACCUUGACGUGCUGCAGAGCACGUACCUCCUGCCGAUUCUGCGGGCUUUCGCCCAGCGCCGAGGUACCAGCGCCCUGGUGGCGUCGGGCGAGAUCGCAUCCAGUCCCCGCCAGCCCGCUGACGUCGUAGACGCCGUGAGAAGCACACUAUUGUCAUAUUCAGCUGCGCAAGUGGUAGUAGUAAAAAAUAUACACAGAAGAUUAAAGUCAAUAGUCCUGCCCUUGGAGCUACUCGACGGCGCCAUCGACACCGCCCGUGCGGUGCGGGCGUCACGGCUCGAGGAGACGCUCCAGGCGGCUUCCUGGGGCGUUUGCGCCGACUUUAGGGAACAAGAAUGCAUCAUGGUAUCGCAAAUCGGUGUGGCACUAGAGUUCUGGCGCGCGCACGUAGACUCGACGUCUUUAAUGUAG
Messenger RNA from Babesia ovata, 921 nucleotides. Its product is annotated as ATP synthase mitochondrial F1 complex assembly protein. Gene Ontology annotation, biological process: mitochondrial proton-transporting ATP synthase complex assembly. Gene Ontology annotation, cellular component: mitochondrion. The record is from RefSeq and is a predicted model, not a curated record. NCBI's taxonomy places the organism in Eukaryota, Apicomplexa, Aconoidasida, Piroplasmida, Babesiidae. The coding region runs from base 1 to 921 and encodes 306 amino acids. The transcript has a single exon.